AUGACUAAGGAGGAAGCUCAGGUCGAGACCGUCGAGGAUGUGGCCGACGACGACGACGUCGUGUCCAGUGACUCCGAUGCGGAGGAGAAUGGAGAGGCCGGCGAUGAUGAGUCGGGCCGCAGCAAGCAGAGCCGAUCGGAGAAGAAGAGCCGGAAGGCCAUGCAGAAGCUGGGCAUGAAGCCCGUGCCUGGCAUUGCCCGCGUCCAGAUCAAGAAGAGCAAGAACAUCCUGUUUGUGAUGACCAAGCCCGAUGUGUUCAAGAACCCCACCUCCGACACCUACGUCAUCUUUGGCGAGGCCAAGAUUGAGGAUCUGUCUGCCCAGGCCGCCGCCGGCGCAGCAGAGCAGUUCAGGAUGGCGGAGGCCAUGGCGAGCCGGAAUGAGGGCGGCGCCGCCAGCGCCAAGCCCGCCGAGCCGGAGGCGGAGGAGGAGGGCGAGGAGGUGGAUGAGUCUGGCGUGGAGGCCAAGGACAUCGAGCUGGUCAUGACCCAGGCGAGCGUGUCUCGUAGCAAGGCGGUGAAGGCGCUCCGGGCGGCAGACAACGACAUCGUGACUGCCAUCAUGGAGUUGACCAUGUGA
This is a messenger RNA of Auxenochlorella protothecoides, 579 nucleotides long. Its product is annotated as Nascent polypeptide-associated complex subunit alpha-like protein. Gene Ontology annotation, biological process: protein targeting to membrane. Bases 1 to 579 code for a protein of 192 amino acids. The transcript is spliced from 5 exons. Lineage: Eukaryota; Viridiplantae; Chlorophyta; Trebouxiophyceae; Chlorellales; Chlorellaceae. Gene Ontology annotation, cellular component: cytoplasm; nascent polypeptide-associated complex. The record is from RefSeq and is a predicted model, not a curated record.